This is a messenger RNA of Amoebophrya sp. A120, 1276 nucleotides long. Lineage: Eukaryota; Dinophyceae; Syndiniales; Amoebophryaceae. The record is from the annotation of a GenBank genome assembly.
AUCGUGACUCCUGCGUAACCGUAGCUAGACCCUGGAACCAGAAGAGCCAGUCUCUCACUCUAACGCCUGCAGUACGCGAAUAGUUCUCAUUCUCUUCGGGCCUUAUUCUUAUUGAUAUUUUAGCUCUUGAGGAAAACAAAAUAAACAUCACAGGAGACAAGGGAGAGGUUUGCGUUUCCCGAAAUACCGUCGUGAACAGGUGGUGGAUCGAAGAUUUGUAUAUUCGUGCUACAAUAAGAGUAACAAUUUUGUACAUUUUCUACUUUUUUACUUCGAAAGUAAGAACCGGAAAGGGUCAGUUUAGGUUUCAGGGUUUAGGCCACUUUUAUAUUCGAAAGAAAAAACUCAUCAAAUUAUGGUGGAAUACGAUUUUGCGGAGACGGAGAAAGUUCUGAAAGCAAAGCAGGCUGCUGUGGAUGAGCGAAUCGCUGAAGUGCGAUUUCUGUGCCGCAGAGCGGAAGCGGGAGAUCGCGGGUUUUACAAGAAUCUGUUGGCGGGGAGAGUAGUAGCCGCACCAGGAGAGGAUCAAAAAAGCUACAGUGCAGAAUACUGCAAGUUCGGUAUUAAGCUUGGUCGUCGAACGCGAUUAAAAGAAGUCUUCCCAUUGUUCGGGGUGAAGAAUCCCCUUACAAACCAAAACCACCUCCCGUUGCCGGGAACACUGGAACAGUACGUCGCGGACGAAAUAGUUGCUGCUGCCAAGUGCCGCCCCUACGGAGGGACAGGAUUUGACGCCGACCCUUCCUCUGAUUCUGAAGGAACCGACCACAAAGAUGACGAAAAUAGAGGUGGCGCACCAUCGAGGGUUAUAAAACCGGGAGCGGCGACAAAUCCAAUAGCCUAUGACUUCAGUAUAAAUACGCAUUCGCUGUUCAAUUUUGUCAAGGAGGCAGAUAAGAAGCAAAUGGACGACGCGAAACUCAAGCUCAGCGCAGCACUCACGGAAAAAGACCGCGUAGCGAAGAACAUCAAGGACAUACAAGACAACAACUUCGAAUGCGCGGUCUGCAUCAGUAGUUCCCGGGAGGAACGCUUCCCUGUUCUCGUCAUGCUGGGCUGUUGUCACGUGUUCUGCUUCGAUUGUGCGGACAAGUUCAUCAAUGGUGUUGACGGUGGUCAGAAUCAAAACGCCAAUAACGACGACCACGUGAGAAAAUGCCCGACCUGCCGUGCAGCGAUAGACGAGGAGUCAACAGCGCGAAUUCCACCACAGCUCUUCUGCAAACGGCGCCGCGUUCUUGCAGUUGGUGGAUCUGGAGAAGGGGAGGGAGGCUGA